CGUUAGACCUUAUCUAGUUCCCUUCUGUUCUCACUACCGAUUCUCUGUUGAAGCAAUGUAACGUAUCACGGAAAAGUUCCCGGUGCAAUUUCUAGGAAGAACUGUCGGCGACGCUCGAGUAGCUGCGAAUCUUAUGCUUAUGUUCAACAAUCUCGUGCCGGCGAUAGUAAUUGUAUUCUAGGAAGUGUUUUGUGUAAUCUUCAUCGCUGUAUUCACUUCUUUACGUCAAAAAAAAUUCGACUGCGGUUAAAGUGACCGGGCGCCACCUCAUCCAUUUCACCGAAUACAUUUUACAAAGCCUUCGUUUGAUUGGUGAUCACUCAGAAUAAUAAUUUCGAAUAGUUCGGAGAAAUACGCAAUGAUGCGUUCGGAUAUCCUGUCGCUUCAGGUCGAAUUAUGACAGCAACGGGUCGGAUCUAGCAACGCAAUGCUUCCUACAUAGGAAGUGCGUACAUCAUCGCAUUAACGUUAUAGUUAUUAACAUCAACUAAGAGCAAUACUAUUUAACAGUGGACUCAACAACUAUUCAUAAUGGAGUAUCUGCUCACUUUCUUUGGUGGUCUUCACCGCAAGUUCGUCCAGCAUGGACACCCUCGUCACGGAAAAUCGUCGAUUCUCCAAAUCAGUACACCCCAGGAAGCAAGUCUACCGGUCACUGUUGCUUCCCCGGUUCAGCCUCCAUCAAUAAGUGUUACCUUCAACCCAAAAGUGCAUAUAACCGAAUCCAGCCCAUCGAGAAUUGUUUCUCUCGAACUUGCAGAAAGUGGAACUUCGUCAGUAUCUCUGUUUGGCAGCAUCAGCAAAGAAAGCUCGGUCGUGAUCCCGUCCGAGGAAUCGCUAACGACAGCACCGCUUUCCGUAAUGGAAACUGAUGAUAGCUGUCGCAGCAGUCCACCAUGUAGAUUACCUCUCGUACUCAACAGCACACGAGGUCUACGGGUCAUACCAAACUUGCCAAACGCCUUCUCGCCGAUCCUUCGGGUGCCACUAGACGAUAGUAGCAUGGGCAAUUUUGAGGUCCAGCAUCAAAAUGUGAAAACAACCUUAGGCAAUAAACGCAGUGCAGCUCUACACAAAAGUUCAUCUACGCACAGUCGGUCGGGAUCCAGAAACGAUCACAAUAGCCAGUUUGAUCCAGCAAGUGUUGCUAUCUCUGCUAAUCACUCGGUGUGCAGUGACGUCAGCUGCACUUCCCGUUGUGAUAGCGGUAGUGGCAAUAAACGAAGGAGUAUCGGAAGUAACGAUCGCGGAGUUACAGCGCUCCGAAAUAGCAGUAUCAGUUUGCAGCAGUUCCUGCAUAGGGUGAAUAUGCUCGCGCGCUCCCGAUCGCCCUUUGCUACACCGGAACCUCAUGUGAGCCCAAGGAGUAAACGGAGAAGAAGCCUAACUCGACUAUCGGGCGAAGGGACGGAUACUUUACAAAAAAAUGACGCCAGUUGCAACGCAGAAACCUUAGAGGCCGAAAACGCUACGAAAGCAACAAGAUGUACUCCAGCUUUUAUCAACAAGGUGUUUUUGAAGGAGCACGUGCGAGUCAAGCGUGAGAUGCUGAGUAUUAUUACUGGAGCAUCACAGGUCGACUAUGCGGAGAGCGACUUCGUACAAGACUGCCUCUUUUGGCACAACCAUUUCCGACGGAAGCAUCAGGCUCCAUUUCUUCUCCUUUCACUUCACUUAUGUGAGCAAGCACAACAGUUGGCGAAUUUCAUCGCACACACAAAUGACCUUUAUCAUCGAAAACUUCGAGAUAUUGGACAGAACCUGUACGUCGAGUCUUCAUAUACACAGGAAAACUUCGACGUCAAUGGCGAGACUGUUGUAAAACAUUGGUAUCAGGAACAGAAAUACUACGACUACUAUCAGAAUCAGGAUCUUCUUCACACCCAGGCUUCGCGGUUCACUCAGCUUGUGUGGAAAAGCAGCCAGAAAAUUGGUAUUGGUAAAGCUACGAUUGGAGCUAACAAAGUGAUCAUUGUGACGUUGUAUAAACCGGCGGGUAACGUCGUCGGAGAGUUUCAUAAUAAUGUAUUCGCGAUUCCCAUCCGAAGGACAGCGUUUUCUCUCGGGAGCGCAAGUACAUCGGCCGCUCAAUCCGACGAUGACUCUGCAGCGGCUUCGCCCACUUCAUCCCUCGACAAUAAUCACCUCACCAGUAGCACAAAUUGCGAAGCGAUCUUUUAACUUCAUCUCCCUCAUCGCAUG
Molecule: messenger RNA, 2202 nt
Organism: Varroa destructor (honeybee mite)
Lineage: Eukaryota; Metazoa; Arthropoda; Arachnida; Mesostigmata; Varroidae
Source: RefSeq, a predicted model, not a curated record